AUGCCGUUGAAACGAGGAUUAGAGCGGGAAUCGUGCGACUUCUGCUAUCGACGAAAGAUCAGAUGUGAUCGAUCCUUGCAAGCUACACAAGGCCAGGCCACAUGCUCGCAAUGCGCCCGGCGCGAGGAACAAUGCCGCCUCGAUGACUCUGAUGAUAUUCGUAUUCAACGACGCCGCAUUUUCACCGCUCAUGGUGGCAUUAUGGACACCUGUGUCCGAGAAUCAGAGACCUCUCCCGUUGAUACAUCGUUGAAACAUCAAGAUAAAUCACCCUCUUCUGCUCCAGCAUCCCGAUCCAAAUCUCUUCCACUAGAAGAUGUCAACACAGCACCAUCACAGUACCCAGAUAACCUGGUUCCUGAUGAUACAUUCUGGUUGAGUCUUGACAAUAUCCUCUUCCUCGACCAAGUCUUCAUGGGCGACCCUCUACCAGCAGAAUGGAAUGGCAGCCAACAAAUUACAACUCAACAAGGUCCAUCUUCGGCCACGGACCACGGCCAGUCUGGCACCCCAGACAAUCAUGAGCAGAGAGCUACCUUCUCCGUUGAAACGCUCGAUCAAUCUUCCUGGUCGGGAGACUCUGCAGACUCGAGUACUUUUACUGCAGCACUACAUUCCUACUUCAGCUUCGCGGCUCUAUCUCUUCCAAUUAUUCUCGAGGACGCCUUCUGGCAAGACUACCGUGCGGGUCGAUGUGGCCAGCCUCUUUUAAAUGCCAUUGCCUGCCGCGGUGUGCCCUUCACCGCAACUCUAAACCAGUGGGAUCUUCAACAGCGCUUUGCAUUCAAAUUCCGGGAGGCAUUCCUUAAAGCCCGAAGCACCGCAUCUAGUGAUGGAAUUACCAGACUGGACGACCUUGAAGCUCUGGCACUUAUGAUCGAUUUCGUAUACGAGGAUGCAGACAAUCAACUGCUGCAUUCAAGUCUGGGGAACCUCUUCCUAAAGCAUGAGUCGCUCGUUUUAAUGACGUUGCAGUCUCGAAUCUGUGAUCGCAGCUCGACGACUUCAAAUUCGUCAUCAAUUCUGACAAGGGCUGGCGAGCGUCGCGUGCGUCUCUAUUGGCAUGUCUAUGGACUUGACGCCUUUCACUGCCUUGAUCUUAAACAAAUAUCCUAUAUUCCAGACGACCAUGCCGGUAGUAAUGAGAGACUUCCGCAAGGUGAAGCCGAGGGAUACUUCGAUGCUAUACUUGCCCUGGCAAUUAUUGCGCGCAAGAUCAUCCAGGCUUUGUGCAGCGCCGCCGCUAAACGCCGAGGCGUCGAUCCAAAUGAUGUGCAUACUCUCUACGAAAAGAUUUAUCAUUGGAGGAACAAUGGUUGUCCAGAACAUCUACGGAGGCAUGAAGGUCCUGCAGGUAAAUUGGCAAAUAUCUACCUCGGGGAUUCCAAUGCCAAUACGUUGAAGAAACACAGUCAAAUACAUCGUGCAGUGUUAUGGGCGCUCGAGAUUAACUGUUUAUUGCAGAUCGAGCAUUGUGUCUCUGAAUAUGGGAUACACGACAGCAGAAGCUUAGUGGCAGAGACGACUGCAAUAUGUGUCGAAUAUGAAAGUGUAAAAGCGCUGAAUGACAUGAUCGAUAUAUGUCGGUGGAUGGAGCAGUACGAGAUCCGCGGUCAAGGUGAAAGACGGCACUCUUUGAUUGAUCUUGCACCAUCUGCGUUGCGCAACAUUUGUGCUGGCAUGUGCUUUUGGUCGUGUCAGCGUGGUAUUGAAUUCUGCCGCCGUGAUCCCCCAAUUUUACUUCAUUCCUCCUCAAACCGGGAUCGUACAGGCAGGAGAUGUGCCCAGAUUGAGGAUAAAAAGCGACAUAUCAACAGUUAUGCCGAAACAGCACAGAUAUUGCGAGAUGCGGUAGCGAGGGCAACAUCGCACCAUGACACGGCUCAGGUUCUUGAGCGGCUUGAUAAACAGCGGGCCUUGCUUCAAACCGAGCUAGGUGAUAUAUAA
Molecule: messenger RNA, 1947 nt
Organism: Exophiala aquamarina CBS 119918
Lineage: Eukaryota; Fungi; Ascomycota; Eurotiomycetes; Chaetothyriales; Herpotrichiellaceae
Exons: 1
Coding region: 1-1947 (648 amino acids)
Biological process (GO): regulation of DNA-templated transcription; DNA-templated transcription
Molecular function (GO): DNA binding; zinc ion binding; DNA-binding transcription factor activity, RNA polymerase II-specific
Source: RefSeq, a predicted model, not a curated record